CCGGCGCUUUGAGAGGCGGCGAGCCCGGGGCGGCCGGGGAGCCCCCGGCGUCGCGGCUGGGCUUGUCCUGUGCGCUGGGAGAUGGCGUUUGAAAAAAAAGAUCUGGGUAGGCUUGGAGGUAGUUCUGGGAAGAACAUCAGUUCCCGUGUUAAGAUCCGACGCGUGUACCUAAUGUGACUGCUCAGUUCAGCACUUGGCUCUUCUAUACUGCAGACUAAGGACCAAGCCUGUCACAGGCUCCUGCAGCUGGGCUCCUGCCAAAAGUGCAAAUAGAGCUGAGGUGAUCUCCGAUAGCAAUAAAGCUGCUUGUUUCCUGGGACUGGCAAAAUAAGAUUAAUAGGAUGCUGCUAACCGCAGAUAUUUGAAGAACUGACCACUUUACUAAGAAUUUAACAGAACUGACCAUCUUGCUGGAAGAUGACUUUUAUUCAUGCUUGAGGUUGCUGUUCUGAAAACAAGCAGAAGAAUGUGGAAGAAUUCAAGCCUUCACUGCCUUGUAGCACUAGUUCUUUUAUGUUUGAGAAGCUUAAUAUAUAGCCAAGAGAUAGGUUCUCUGGGACACCCCCAGAAUCUGAAAUGUGUAACACACAAUUUACGUAAGAUGAUCUGUGCUUGGGAUGUCUCUUCUAAAGGAAGACAUGGACAAACCUACUUUUGCUACACUGCAAAUGACUUCUCCACUCCAGAAUGUUUUAAAACCAAGGAGAAAAGGGUCGAGAUUCCAGUCCCAGAGAGCUCCACCAAAAUUACAAUAACCAUAAACGGCAUUUCUGAAACUGCUGUUGCUACUGGAGAGUUUGAAAUUCACAAAAAAGACAUCUCAUUUGUUCCUCUCACUCCACGUAUUCUUAGUUUAACACCUGACUUUUCAACUUCCACUUUAAAUCUGAAGUGGAGUGAUAAUGGAUCAGCCUUCCCAUAUGGACUGGAUGCCUUUUGGCAGAUUCAGAUACUUCGUAAAGAAGCAAUGGAAAAAGUCACACAAGUAAAUUACUAUUCAAAACUGACUCAUGAAGACAUCAUCCUUUCAUGGAACUGGACAUCAGAUAUGCCUUUGGAGUGUACAUCACAUUACGCGAAGAUUCGCUCUUAUGUUAAUGUGACACAGUUUGUUGGCCCCACGAGUUGGAGUGACUGGAGCCCGGUAGAAGAGGUCCCUGGAAAAGAUACCGAUCCCAAUGGGAGUGGGGUGUUUCCUCAGGACACCGUGGUGGCAGUAGGUUCAGAUGUGACAAUUUGUUGUGUUCAUAAAGAAGGACAGUGGAUAAAACAGAUGAUGUAUGGACCAGAAGUAUACCCAAUGAUACAUCUGAGCAGUCGGAGCAGUGCAAUCAGAGUGCUAAAUGCCAGUGCUUCAGAUACCAGUGGGACAAAUGUAGUGUGCGUGCUGUCCCAAUAUGAGAUGGAAGGAACUGUCUUGUUUGUAGGAUAUGCCCCUGAUAUUCCCCAAAAUCUCAUUUGUGAAACAUCAAACUUCUUGAUAAUAAAAUGCACCUGGGAACCAGGUAGACCCAGUGGACUAUAUGGAAAACGAAGAACAGAGUACAGUUUAUUUGACAGAAUAUCUGGUAAAAAUGUUUCAUGUGAAGUCAAUGAAAUGAACAGAGAGCGUGUCUGUGGCUUUCCAGUACUGGCUGAUCAAAAAACCUAUGAUUUCAUAUUAGGCGUCUCCAAUCCUAUUGGGCAAACAGAGUCAUCACUUUUGGUUGAUUUAACUCAAAGAGUUCAUCCAAAAACUCCAGAAAAGUUAACUGUUUAUGGAAACAGCUCUACAAGCGUCCGUCUGCGUUGGUUUAUAAACAGCAGCUUUGCUGAGAUCAGGCUUCUCUGUCAAAUUGAAAUUAGCAGUGGUCACUCUGAGCGAAAACUGCACAAUGUCUCCAUGCCUGGUGGAAAAUUUUCAACUUACACAGCUCAGCUGAACACAUUGCACCCAUAUACCAAAUACCACUUCAGGGUACGCUGUUCAGCUGCUGACCACUUCUGGAAGUGGAGUGACUGGAGCAGGAUAGAGGAGCACACAACAAUGGAAGCCCCUCCUGCAAGAGGACCAGACAUCUGGAGAGAGAGAAGUCCUUCUGGAAAAAGUCUAAAAAUCUUCUGGAAGCCCUUAUCCCUUUCUGAAGCCAAUGGAAAAAUAGUGUCUCAUAAAGUGUCCUGCUCCCUGCUAGAGACACCGCUGGAAUAUGAAGAAAUAAUCGAACCCUCAAACAGUACAGAAAUAAAACUUGGAAAAAAUGACUGUGUAAUUACUGUUGUAGCCAAAAACCAUGCAGGCUUGUCUCCUCCUUCAAGGAUAACGAGCGUGGAACUUCCAAGCGACAAUGUUAAAACAGACCGGGCUGUAGCGAUGGGGAAUGGAAUUUACAUUUCUUGGAAUUCUUACCCCAACAUGACCUGUGGCUACAUAGUAAAAUGGUGUCAUUCAUCUGUGACUGAACCCUGUAGUGUGGACUGGCAGAAAUUUCCUUCCAAUACAACAGAUGCAGUGAUAAAAUCUGCUCAGUUUAGACCUGGCGUGAGAUACAACUUCUCACUGUACGGCUGCAAAUCCAGUGGAUAUCAGUUAUUGAAAAAUAUAACUGGCUAUAUGAAAGAGCUGCCUCCAAAACGUGCACCAAAUUUUACCGUAGAAGAAACUUCUUCAGAUUCUAUAUUGGUAAAAUGGGAAGAUAUUCCUAUUGAAGAUUGCCAGGGGUUCUUAGAGGGAUAUCGGCUUUCCUUUGCAAAAGGUGAAAAAGAUGCUUUAAAGCCUAGGCUUUCAGAAUCAGGGAAUCCAGAACUUAAAGUUAAGAAUAUCACUGACUUAACAAAGAAGUCUUUAAAGAUACUUGAUCUUCAAGGCAAAACAAGUUACCAACUGGACCUACAAGCCUACACUGCUGGUGGAUUGAGCCCUCCCAACAGCCUCUAUGUGGUGACAAAGGAAGACUCUGUAGGAUUAAUAAUUGCUAUUCUCAUCCCCGUAGCAGUGGUUGUGCUACUUGGAGUGAUGGCCAGCAUCUUCUGCUACCGAAAGAGGGAAUGGAUUAAAGAAACAUUUUAUCCAGAGAUCCCAAAUCCUGAGAACAGUAAGGCAUUGCAAUUUCAGAAGAACAUUUGUGAGGGAAGUAAGACACUUAAAACACUGGAAAUGAACCCCUGCACUCCCAACAGUGUUGAAGUGGUAGAAACACAGUCUGCUGCUCCCAAGAUUGAAGACACAGAGAUGAUGUCACCAGUGCCAGACACCACUGUGCCUGAAGAUGGCUCUGACUCAGAAACAGAGAACCAUGUGGUUGUGUCCUACUGCCCCCCUAUCAUUGAAGAGGAGAUCUCAAAUCCCCCUAUGGAUGAACCUGUGGGGUCAUCUCAGGUGGUUUACAUUGACAUCCAGUCAAUGUAUCAGCCUCAAAUUAAACCAGAGGGGGAGCCAGAAAUAGACUUAGUGACUACAGCAGGCUAUAAGCCUCAAAUGCAGCUGCCUAUCAGUGCUCUGAAAAUGGAGAGUCGCUCACCUGCAGGGGAAGAAUUUGAUAAAACUACAGGUUACAGACCUCAGGCAAACACCAGUGCCUGGAACAUGGACACUCCGGACUCUCCUGGAUCAGUUGGAAGCAACAAUGAAAAUGCAUCUUUUGGGAGCCCAUGCUCAAUUAAUUCCCGACAGUUUCUGCUUCCCUCAAAAGAUGAAGAAGAGUCUCCCAAACCCAGUAACACAGGGUGGUCCUUCUCACACUUUUUCCAGAACAAACCAAAUGAUUAACAGUGAGUCCUCGUUGCAUCUGAACCUGCCUUCUUAUUAAAAAUAAUUAAGAAUAAGCUUUCAUUCCUGAUGUUGUAAAGAAAGGAGUAAGAAAAGUGCAAAAGGCAUGAAUUAGUCUUGGAGACAGUCAGCAGAGAUUCUAGUGAGCUGAAUCUUAAUGUUUAAAUUAGUGAAAAUGUUGAUGUUCCAUUUUAAUAGAGGCCAAGAGGCCAAUAUUGUAGCAAUUUAGUUAUUACUCUAGUAAAAUAUAUUUGAUAUAAAGGGUAUUGAGGUUAGAGCUCCCAAUAGAUAAUCAUAGCCAAAGAACUCUGCCUACCUUCACAUAGUGCUCCAAGAUUAAUACAGUCUCAUGCAACUUAUAACUUGGAAAGAUUGCUUUGCUCUGUUGUAGUUGUUCUCAACUAUGCAUACUCAAAUGUUGCAGCCCCAACAGGUUUCCUUACUGAAGGUUUGUUUCAUUUGUCACUAAACCUCAGCCUAACAUGUGGAAACAAUGUGGUUGGAAACUUGAGAUCUUUUACCUAGUUAUAAACUAAGAACAAAUUAGAAUUCUCUUUUUGCCUUCUCCCAUAUAGAAGGGUAUUGUCACUGUUUAAGACUUCUGAAGUAAUGACCAUUCAAAUCUGUUGCUUUUUAACUAGACAUUAGAUUCUGUACCUACUGUAUAUUGUUUAUUCAAUGUUUGACUCAGGGGUACAAACGGGGAAAAAAGUAUAACACUGAUUUAAACCUCAAUAAGAACUGCGUAAAGUUUAAAACUUUUUUUUAAACUUAGAAUGCUCUGUUUUUUCUAUCCUUUGGUUAAGGAAUUAAUCUUUCCUAAUGUAUUGCACUAAUGCAUUUUUGUAUUUCAUAGCUUCUGCUUCAGAUCUCCUUCUUCAAAGUGGUACAGUACUCCAUUCGCCCCCAGUGUUUGGCAGUCUUUGCACUAUACAAUAAUGUAAGAGAAGGGGAAAUCUCUAUCUACUAAAAUUAGCUAUCCAGGCAGUUUGGCAUGUGAAAUUAGAGGUAGUAAUACUAGCUAGCUCCUUGAGAACAAAUUGCUCUUUGGAUGGUCUUACUGUGUUAGAUUUGCCCCCUGGCUGUUCUCCAGUAUCUACCCAACUGGACCUUCUUUUCAGCUGAGCAUACAAAGGGGGAUUUCUCAAAUGGCAGGGAGAAACCCAAGGAGGUUUUAAUGACACUAAUUCUACCUCUCCUUUACCAGAUAUGUAAUGCAAAGAAAGCUUAAAUUAUGUACAUUUGUGUGCUUAAAGGAGUGUUCAGAACAAUUGUCUUUGAAAAUGCUUAUUUUCAUGUAUACAUCUCUAGGCAGCUUUAAUUGUAACAUUUCACUGUGUCAACUUCAGACUGUGUCACACAAAUUUCCCUAGUUUACAGGAGAAAGUGCUUUCUAACUUAUCUGUUCUUUACUAGAAAACACAGUGGUGAGAGGUCAAAUGUUAAAUGUCUUCAUGAAGUCCUAACUGAAUCUUUCAUUUAGAUUUCAGUUUUCUUAUCUAUUUUGUGUUUUUUUUAAUAAAUGAGGGAGUAAUUUUGUAAGCAAGAUCCCAAAAGUGGUAAGGAGGCAGCACUGGCUACGCCACUAGCUGUAAAGGUGUGAGAGCAGACCAGGAGGACUGGCAGACAUUUGGUCUCCAAACUAUGUGAUGUGGCCAUCAAAAUAAAACCAAGCAUUAAGGUAAACCUAGUUGCAGCAACAAAUGGUGCAGUUUCAGAUAUGGAUAUGUAUCUGCCAUCUCCAUAGAAUGAAAAUACAGAGGGAUUUCAAAACUGACAAAAAGGCAGAACACUAAAUAACAUCCAAAAUAUAAACAGUAACGACUAUCUGUGUGUGCUUUCUGGAAGAGUGAAAUGUGAAGACAGUAAAAAUAGAUCUGUUUGCCAACCUGACAAGGGUGUAAGGUGUGUCUGGAAGAAGAGAAAGCGCAGAUAGAAUUUUCUGCUUUUGAGGUUCAAUCUGGGAAUUAGCAGACCUGUGAGUGAAAAGACAGGCAGUGGGAAGAGCUAGUGUCCAUCUGUCAGCAGACAUCACUGCAAGAGAAAGUUUCAUGCCUAAUCUAUUGCUGCUUAUCAUGCAGAACACUAAGCUAAUACAUAAAAUGAAGCAGUUAUGCACUUUGUGCUUAGUAGCUGGGAGGUGGCUAAAUCCUAAUAAUAACAAGCCUUUUUCACAUUAUCUCUUUAGAGCAGAUUUCUUUUCACUAGUGCAGAUUUGGCUUAUGUGUUUAUCUCGUAAAAUGAAUUUUAGAUUGUGCUGCAAUAUGCCUUCAAUUGAAAGCAGAAGAUGUCAAGGACAGAGUGUUUGGGUAGUGCUUUGAAAUUUUAUGGAGCAGUUACUCAAUGCAGAGGAGUAAUACAGUGAUCCAAACAAAAAAACCAGAACACCCUCUUUAGUGGAACAGCUGAUCAUGAAGAAUAACUGUGCUUUCAUAUGGCUGUGUAUUGCAAGAAACAAAACCAAACUGAAGUUUGAAAGUGCUAGCAAUUUUUAAUUCAGCAGAAUGGAAGCCAGGGCAGCUACAGAGAACACACAGAGCUCACAGGCAGCAUCCUACCACCCUUUGCAGUGCUUCUAUGGUGAAUCACUUAAACACAACCAUCACAUACAUACUCAGUUCUUCCUUUGUGCUGCUCAUCCUAUUCAGUAAAGGCAACAGCAUUUUAAAUUGCUUCAUUUUUUAGUGAUUAGGUAGGUGAAAGCUCCACAUAUAUGGGGACUGCCUCAGUAGUAUCAAAGCAUUCUGAUCUAAUCAUCCAUCACUUUUGGUUUUUUAAACUUUGACUAUAUAUUUUAUUUGAUUGGUGUUCUGACUUCCAGGGGGUAAGGCGCAAGAGUGCCAUUGGUAUCAAUGGCAUACUAUACACAUAAUCUUUUAUCAGUAGCAAAAGAAUGAGGCAAAUGGGGGAGAGACACAGGCUUGUACAACAUGUAGAACCAUUUACCAUUGUUUAGUGGCUAUGAACUACUAAGCAGUUUCCAUUCCAGCAGUUAAAAGCUCAGCUGCUGCACCUCUGUGGGUUUUUUUGAGCCUAUUCAGUGCUGCCAGUGAGGACUCCUUUCAAAUGCCUCAGAUCUUCAGCAGCUAAUCCAAAUACCAGAUGGGUAGUGAGAGGUUGUGUACUUAUUUAGUGAUCAUGUGAAAACACAUCUAGGUGCACGGAGCAGUAAGAAUGAGUGACGAGGAUUGUCAGGGAAUAGACUUGCUUUCUGAGCCCAGGAGCCGUGUUACCAGUGGAGCAUCUUUGGGAAUGUAUUCAUACCAAAUUCACUUUCGAAGAAGAACGGUGCUAUUUAGCCUCUAAAUGCAUUUAUAAUAAUUUUGAGAAUGAAACUUUGGGCUUCAUGAGGGAUCAGGCUCAUUGUACUAAUGCCUUUGGGCUUCCUAGUGAACCUCUUCAGUCACGUUGGUUCUGAAAAAUGUCUUAGGAAACUUAAAGUAUUGCAUUUCUAACCAUCAUUUUUUUGAAAUAUUUUAUUCCUUUAUAGAACAUGUAUUUUGCUUUAGUUCUUUUGGGUUUUUACUUUUUUUCUAGAAGAAUAGAAAUAUCAGCUUUUUUUAAAAAAAAACCACAAAAACAAAACAGACUUCCAGAAGGGAUAUGACCAGAAGGGAUUGUGUCCAAAACACUGUUGCUUCUAAUUCAGUGCUUCAGUCCUCCAGUUUGAUCACUCUUCAGAGAUAUAGGGUAUUAAUGCCAAGCAAUUCCAUUCUGAAGCAAUCAUCAGUACUGCUGCUUUUUGUUUUUGAGCCAUGCCUGUCAUAUGUGACAAUAUGGGGUUUGUAAUAGGUUUUUGUAUUGUUUUCUGUAUGCGUGGAACAUCAAUCACUUUUGAUGUAACAUCGUGCACUCUCCUAUUUGACACAUUCAUUAUUUUUGUUGUUCUAACAUGCAGCAGGAUCUGGGAUCUUGGUCAUGUAUGUUAGAUUUUGGGAUGGUAGAUCUGCAUGUGAUAUACCUCACAGAACUGCUAGUUAAUGUAUCAAGAAAACAGUAAGCUAAUAUUACAGGCAGGCAGUGAAUUACCUCCCCUGCUAUGCGGUGGCGGCAUAUGCAGACUUAGGACCUAGUGACUGGCAUUUGCUGAGGUAGCUUGACUUUAUUAUCUGUAGUUGCUGCUUUCAUGGGUAAACCAUUUCAAAAGGGAACCAGUAGCCACAUUGUCUGUCACGGCACAAUUGGCAAAUGCACCGUGUUUCUUCAUCCUUUUUUUUUUUUUUUUUUUUUUUUGUGGAGGACCAGAGCUUUCCUCUGCUGGGAACGUGGCAGCAGCAAGCUCCUGCUGACCUCGAGUUCUAGGCUGCUCUGAAGAGGCACGUUCAAGCCGCACUUGUUUUUUAGUAAUUUUUUUCUUCUACUUCUUCUUGUGAUACAGUUCAGCGGGGUAGAGCCUAGAGCUGUGUGUUUGGUGUGGCCUUACUCUCCAGGACAUUCAAUUGAACAUGAAUAAUAGCAAAAAUAAAGGCAAUUGGAGGGAGAGGGUGGUUAUGAUGAGGCAAUGAGAAAUCCUAUGCUCUAUUUUUAGACAAAUACUACUUUGUAAAUAGAAUACUCAUAUACUUGCAAGUAGAUAGAAACAUAGUAAAAGAAUUUGAAACACAUAGGAAAAAUGUAACUUUUAAAGAAUCAAAUUGCUAGCAAGGCUCCUGUACCAUUUAACUAUCAAGAACUUGCCAUAUGAGUGGUAUCUGCAGUUCCACCACAGACUUCGAUGAGUACUUCAGUGCGAAUGGCAUUAAUAUUUUUAACACUAAGAAAAGUCCUAACCCCUUAUGCAGAUAGGUGCUCAAGCAUUAUGUAGCUAGGUGCAUACUGCAGAAGAAGCUGACUUGGCAUUCCCAAAGCGAUUUUUUUUGGAGCCCUGUACUUGAAUAUAUGCCUUCAGAGACACAGAGGUGCUCCUCCUGACAUGCUGCAUGGAGUCUGUGCUGCUGUGCAGUAAGCAAUGCCCUGUGUGGCUGAUGCUCUGAGGUGCUGUCAGCAGUUCACAAAAUUCAUUGUUGGCUUUUUCUUAGCCUUUUCCUUAGUAAGCCUGGAAAUGUAGACCCAGAUCCCAAAUGCCAAACAUGGACUCAGAAAUGUUGGCAUGUUUAAAAGCUUAUUUCCUCACUCCUAAGUCUGUCUUAAAUUUUUAAAUAUCACCGUAGAAGCUGGAAAACAGUUUCUUCCAUAACACUGUUUUUUUUCCUCUCCUCCCCCAUUUAUAUAACUCUGGAUUUUCCCCAGUGUUUCUAAGAUAGCCAGUGUUUGUUUCCUUUCUGCAUGUUAUGCAAACAAACUUCAGAUGAUAUUGGCAAGGGUUCCUGUAACUUUACAAGUUGUCCCAGGGUGCAUAACAAUACUUUUUCUCCACAAAAACAUGUAUUAAUUCCUUUUGCUUUUACAAGAAAAAAGCAGUCUUCAGAGAACUUUUGUGUUUCAGAGGGCAGAGGCUGAGCGCUCCAGUGCAAGUGAGCUGGUCUAAAGCAGGGUGCUGCAUAAGAGGACUGGGUCUCCAGUGUUACCUUCUCCUGGUGCCAGCUAUGCCUGCUGCCUUGGGUGAAUGUGAUGCAGCAGAGCAGAUGGCAUCCUUACUUUUUAAUGUGAUAGCGGGUGGAAUCUCUAAGUAGGUUUUUGGACAGUCUCAAAUCUGCACUUUGACUGUAUAUACAUGAAAGCAAGCUCCAGUAAAAGUGUAUGCACAACUUCCACAAGAAGGUUCAAUACCUUUGUAAUACAUAAGGUCUCAUGUUGUGCAAAAUGUAGUAAGUAAACUUACAGAAUGACAAAGCAAAAAACAAAACAUUUUCAUUAUUUGGGCUGAGAAAAAAAGAGAAGUAGCUCAAGCAAGGCAGAGUAAAGCAGAAACUGUUAUGGUCUCACACUUUUCAGUACUAACACAACAAAAAAAAAGAAUCCUUGAAUAUCACAUUGUCAGUCUUUCCUUAAUGUGAUUCAGUAGUGGCUUAGUAUGAACAAUAUUUUAUGCUUUGUAGCAUGUCCGAGAAGUUUGUAAAGCAGGGGAUAGUAAAAAAAAAGAAGAUAACUGAAUCAAGUUGUGUCUGAAAUACAACUUGAAGUAAUAGUUAUUUGGACUUUGAUCCUGUUGUGGCGCACAAAACAGCGGAGCUGGUGGAGUCAUACAGGUUACCUAAAAAAACCCCAACAAAAAACGUUGUACUAUAAUGCUGUAACUUUUAAAAUACAUACUGUGAACAGGUUCAAUGUGUUUUUUUAGCUCUUUUGAUACCAUAUUUUUUACAACGUAAGGAAUUUGUUUAGAGAUGUUUUUAUGUUUGUUUUUACAAAGAUUUUAAUGGACUUUUGUUUAAUACUAGCGAAAACAUUGUUUGCCAAUUUGAAAUAGUGAUCUAUAAAAAUUGAUUCUGAGAACAAAUCAAUAAAUCAAGCUGACAAAACAGUCUUCCUAACACACUAAAUCUCAUCAGUCAUUUAACAUAUUUCUUUUGCUGAAUGACACUGUAGUUUACCAGCUUCCAAAUCAGCUCUUGAAAAAGUACUUCUUUCACAAUUUAAGCAAAAUCAUCACGAGGCACUUUAAUGAAGUUGUAGCAUAUCAAGUAAAAUACUGAUUCAACAAAUUGUAUCAACAAGAAAAUUCAUUAUCUAAGCAGUUAAACAAAUGCAUGCUUGAAAAAGGAAGCAUGGAAUCAUUUUGGGGAUAUAAUAUUACAGUGUGGCAGAUGACAUUUAAGACUAACCUAACACUAAGAUACAAACUUUGCAUAUGUUUUAAACCUAGUUUGCUUGGCUGUUGUAGCUCCUGUUGUAUUGCUUGGGUGUCUAAAAAUACGCACGUAUUUAACAAUUUUACCAUAGUAUUGCCAUGGAAUUUAAUAAAUAUAUUUUCUUACACUCUUA
Apus apus (common swift) is the source of this 10609-nucleotide messenger RNA. RefSeq names its product LIF receptor subunit alpha (gene LIFR). Gene Ontology annotation, molecular function: cytokine receptor activity; protein binding. Lineage: Eukaryota; Metazoa; Chordata; Aves; Apodiformes; Apodidae. The transcript has 22 exons. Gene Ontology annotation, cellular component: membrane; external side of plasma membrane. Gene Ontology annotation, biological process: cytokine-mediated signaling pathway. The record is from RefSeq and is a predicted model, not a curated record. The coding region runs from base 431 to 3745 and encodes 1104 amino acids.